AUGGUCAAAACAAGGUCUAUGGUCAAGGGCGACUCAGAACUAUGUCGCUCUUGGUAUCUAUUGCACAAUGAGAUUCAGGAUAUGAUUCUACAUACAGUCCUGCUAGAUGCAAGAGCGAAUAAAUACGCCGCCAACGACUCGGCAUCUGGCGCCACACCCUGUCAUAACAUCAGCUUCCUGGCUACUGUGUGUCUGAAAUGGAAGGUAUUUUUUGAAAGAAAUACAUUCAAGCAGUUGGUUCUUGUUCAUUCAGACCUGCCAGUUUUCCAGGAGGUGGUAGAGAGAAGCCCUGUUAGACUCGCCUAUGUGCACUACGUCCUACUUCAAAUCCAGUUGCCAGAGUACAACUGUGAUGACUGUAAGGAAGAAGAAGAUCAGUACACAAUCAACCGCCCAAAACGCGUGGAUAUGCUGGAAGAUAUACUGGAAGAUCUUCUCAGGGACUAA
Clonostachys rhizophaga is the source of this 447-nucleotide messenger RNA. The record is from the annotation of a GenBank genome assembly. Lineage: Eukaryota; Fungi; Ascomycota; Sordariomycetes; Hypocreales; Bionectriaceae.